Messenger RNA from Passer montanus (Eurasian tree sparrow), 936 nucleotides. Its product is annotated as basic proline-rich protein-like. The transcript has a single exon. The coding region runs from base 1 to 936 and encodes 311 amino acids. Lineage: Eukaryota; Metazoa; Chordata; Aves; Passeriformes; Passeridae. The record is from RefSeq and is a predicted model, not a curated record.
AUGUCAGGACGUGACAAUAAACACAACCAGCUUCAGAAAACACCCUCACGAACUGAUUCUGACCAAGCCCAGGUGCUAACACCGCGCCCCCAUUCUAAAGGCUGCCGGUCACCCAGGCUUCCCCCAGCACCGCCGACCCUUCCCGGCUCCCGCAGGACCCGCCGGGAGGAGGCGGAGGGCGGCUCCCGCCGGCACGCCCGGCCGCGCCACCCCGGCCAGGGAGGAGGGAGGCCGGGGCAUCGGAAGCCCCGCAGCGCUGCCUCGCCUCGGCACGGCCGGAGGGCGACGGGCGGGAGGCGGCCCCGCACCCCCGCAUCUCCCGCCCCGCACCGCCCGGCCGGGAAACGCCCCCGAACUUCCCCGGCCGCGCCCAGAAGCCGCCGGGCUGCGGCCCCGAGGGGCGCUCCCCCUGAAUCCCCGCGGGGCGGGAGCGGCUCCCCGCGCUCAGCACCGCCCCAGGACCGGGGUGAGGGAGGUCGCCCCGGCCCCGCUCCCUCCCUGCCUGCCUGCCUUGCCUUCCUCGGUGGCGCCUGCCGCCGCCUGCCCGCCGCAUCCUCCCGCCGCGCCCGCCGCCCAGGCCCCGCGUUCCGGCCUGCUCCGCCCCGUCCCCGCCCCGCUCCCUCCCACGGCGCGGUGGAUCCGCUUCCCGUCGGAGCCCCGCGGGCCUCGGCUGCCGAUGAGUUUCCGGGUCGGCGGCCUGAACUUGUGUUGCCGCCGCCGGUUGUUGACCGCGGGCGGAGAAGGAGGGAGCAAGCCGGGGCUGCGGGCCGGGAGCGGGAGGCGCGGCUGGCGGGCGGGGAGGCGUCGAGGCGGAGCGGCGGCCCGGGCCCGCGGAGCGCCGCCGGCAGCAGCUGUCAGCGCCGCCGCCGAACAAAGGGGCAGCGAGCAGGCGGCAGCCGCAGCGCCGUGCCCGCGCCGGGGGCCCCGGCGAGCUGA